AUGUACAGUAGGACAAAAUCAACAUUUUAUGCCGACGUGACUAAGAAACUGUGUAGUGAUAUAAAAAGUAUGAUAAAAAUAGAUUAUGCCAAGUAUAUAACUGAAAUCGAACAAGAAUUGCGAAACAAUCGCUGUAAAUUGUGGUCUUACAUCGAUGUGAAGAAGAAAACAUCAAGAAUUCCGGGAAAGAUGAGUUUCAAUAGUCAAGAGUAUUUGCGUCCAACCGACAUUGUUAACGCCUUUGCCAAAUAUUUUAACGAAGUUUAUGUAUCUAACGGUAAUAGCAAAGUUUAUGAAACCAGUGAAAAAAUAUGUGAUACAUAUAGUGAUAUCGCUAGUGAUACUAAAAAUAAUUCCGUCUUUGAUAGCACAAAAUCUGACUGUGAUUUCGCACACGUACUACAUAUGUUUAAAGUGUUACCAAGUGAUGUCGUCAAAGUUGUUAAACGCGUCAAACCAAAUUUUACCGCAAGACCAGACUACAUACCGGCAUUCUUUGUUAAAGACACUAUUUCAUGUUUAUGUGAGCCAUUGUGUUAUUUGUAUAACCUAGUAAUCAAUAAUUAUACUUAUCCUAAUUGUUGGAAGUUAGCAAAAGUUACGCCACUCUUUAAGUCAGGGUCUAAACAAGAAAUAACAAAUUACCGACCUGUAGCUAUAGUAAAUAAUUUUGCCAAAAUCUUUGAUUAUAUCUUAUCAGAUAUACUGUAUAGUCAUACUGAAUCUUUAAUUGUCAGUAAACAGCACGGUUUUAUGAAACACAGAUCUACCAGCACAAAUUUAUGUGAAUUCAUUCAGUACGUAUCCAAUGCAUUAAAUAGCGGUUACCAAGUUGAUGUCAUUUUCACAGACCUGUCAAAAGCAUUUGACGUUGUAGAUCAUCAUUUGUUAAUUAACAAGCUUUCUCAUUACGGUUUAUGCAAUGGCUUAGUAUCACUAGAAUACAAAAACUGUAAAUCUAAUGAGUUUUUAACAUCAUCUGGUGUUUUACAAGGGUCAAAUUUAGGUCCAACAUUGUUCAAUCUUUUUAUCAAUGAUGUGGUGCAACGUAUUGAUGGUAAGGUUUUUAUGUAUGCUGAUGACAUAAAAAUUGCAAGAAUUAUUCGAGAGAUAAAGGACUGUGACAAAAUGCAAGAGUAUGUGAACAAGUUUACAGUAUAUACUGAUGAUAAUAAAUUAAAAAUCAAUAUUCUAAAAUGUUAUUGUAUGACUUUCUCUCGUAAAGACAAUAUUAUAGUUUAUGAUUAUACGGUUAAGGGAAUUCAAUUAAAACGUUGUAAGGAAAUCAGGGACUUCGGCGUUAUUUUAGACUCUUCUCUCUCUUUUGUACCACAUGUUAAUUCAGUUUGUAGCAGCGCCCUAAAGUCGUUAGAUUUUAUUAAAAGAAAUACGUACAGCUUCCAAAACUUAGAGUGUUUAAUGACUCUUCAUAACGCAUUCUCGAACGCCGCCCGGCUGCCGUCACCGAUGAGUCAGCCAUCAUCGUCGUACAUACCAGAAGGCUCUCGAGGAAUCCAUAGGCGUGGUGCCGGAGCGGCGUAUACAAUAUGUAUAUAUGUUGACUGGGCGCCGACUUGGGAAAAAAAGAAGGAACUGGAUCUCUUGAUUCCUGUAGCCACCGUAGUCAAGGUCCCUUCCGGCGCCAAUUUAAAUAUUGACGGCCAAGGUCAACUACACUAUGUCGCCUAA
Molecule: messenger RNA, 1689 nt
Organism: Zophobas morio
Lineage: Eukaryota; Metazoa; Arthropoda; Insecta; Coleoptera; Tenebrionidae
Exons: 3
Coding region: 1-1689 (562 amino acids)
Source: RefSeq, a predicted model, not a curated record